UUUCAGUUCCGGAAAAUGGGUCGAACUUCAAGGAAGCAGCGAGUCUCCUUUCCACGCUGACGGCCGGAUGGGGAGGCGAUGGGGGAGUGGAUCGUGCAGCUGUGGGAGGAGACGGUUUCAGGGUUGUUUGUAGUUAGUUGCGUGCGUCACGCCGGGAGCUGGAGACCAGGGACAUGGUCUGAAUGGCUGUCUCCUCGGUCAAUGGAAGAAGUUCGCACGCACCGAACAGCAGAGAACUGAAGUCACAGGGGAGGCGUCAUCUGCGCAGACUGGGCUCAAACCUCAGCCUGGCUCAAGCAACAAGAGAACCAGGCAUGGCUGGAAAGCCAUUCCGGGCCACCUUCAUCUGGAGCAGCAUCAUCUCCAAUCUCCAGAGUCGCGUGGAGGUCAAGCGCCGGCGCCACAACCUCAAGCCCUACCACGACUGCUUCCUGGGCUCGGAGGCGGUGGACGUGGUGCUGACGCACAUCACCAUGAACCGUUUCUUUGGCGACGAGGCGGUGCCCCGUAUCAAGGCCGUCCGUCUCUGCCAGGCCCUGAUGGACUCGAGGGUGUUCGAGCCCGUCGGCGUCAAAGUGUUUUACAAGGAGAAGAAGCCCGCCGCGUUCGAGGACAGCAGUUGCAGUUUGUACAGGUUCCUGAGCGCGACGCCCGGCUCUUCGUCGUCGCUGGCCAACGCCAACUCCUCAAGCACCAUCGAGAGCGGCUUCCACGGGCCGAGCAUGCACAGGAACAAGAACGACCUCAGUUCGUCACAUGAAAGACAAGACGUGCUGAGCUACUCCAACCAUUCCCCUGUGAAAACAGACCGAUCCCUGGAGGACGUGCUAGGAAACCUCAACCUGAGCGCCUCCAUCACCCCUCAAAUGAUCAACCUCGGCCUCUCCCAAGAGCUCGUGGAUGAGGUGUGGCACCAGCAGGCUGUGUUCAGACUGUUGCAGCUCAUAGAGCUCCCCCUGUUGGAGAAGCUGUUGGAGGGUAGAGACACGUCGCAGCCUCCCCUUCAUGGCAUGGACAGUGACCCGGACCUGUUGUAUACAUCAAGCUACUUAGACCGGGAGGUCCUCAAGGCCUUCAGUGAAGCACAGGCUGACGAGUGGAUGUCCGGAGCAGUGGACUGUCUAGAGUUUCUGCCCGAUGAGCGGGUGGUGGAGGUGAGCCGAGGUUUGGCAGGAUGCGCCGAUGACCUUCCCCGGUGUAAGAGUCUGCUCUAUGACAUCCUGGCACAGCAUUACGGACACAGCCAACAGCCCCCUCUGCUCAGCAAUCACAUCUUCGACAUCCACACUGGCAUCUCGGAGCUACUCGUGAACGGCAAGCAAGAGCAAGCUUUAGAGUCCCUGCAGCUGAGCCUGAAGCUGCAGGACCCUCGCAGCAGGGAGGAGCUACGCAGGCUCCUGAGAUUCAUGGCCGCUGCAGCCAAACCACAGGAGGUCAAGCUGCACAAAGAGAUUGAGAACCGAAUGGCGGUGAAACGGUCGUUCUCAAGCGCCAUCGUCUACAGCAAACGGCUCUCUAAAGGAAAGGUGGACCUGAUGGUUCUGUUCAUGAUGGAUAACCAUGGCGAUCUCUUCAAAAUACCAGUUUCAUUGCACAAGAUGGUCAGUGACAGAAUAAUGAAUAUUGUGAAAGGGAAGGAUCCAGAUGUGAUAACAGGUUCAACGUACUGCUCAAGAGUGAGCUCCAAGGCGUACUCCGAAAAUGCAGAACAAACUACAAAAGAGGAACUUUGGUCUUUACUCCGGAGCGUCCAUGAGAACCCAAAACUCUCAAAUAAAGAGAAGAGACGGUUGCUGGGACAGUUUUAUAAAGGCCACCCAGAGCUUUUUGUUCAGUACUUUGGAAAUAGAUUGUCAAGUAUGAAUGUGUUGCUGAAGUGAUGCUCAUCGGUGUGAAAAUGCAUGUGUGAUAAUGUAAAGAGGGCUGGAUUUAAAAACAAAAGCUAAUAGGAUGUGAAGAUGUGCAGUGUAGAACGUGGAUUAUCUCUAGGAAAAUAGUUUUGACUACUGAAAACAAAUGUGAAUUUUAACUGUGGAUUAUUAGGCAUUUUCUUUGGUGCGGGACACUAACAAGAAAUGUCCUUGUCUGUUCUAAUGUAUACGUUACUUUCCCAGUAUGACUAAAUGAACCAAGUAUUCCUGGGAGUAUUUUUGUUGUUGUUGUUGAAUGUUUUCUCACUGCAACGUGUCUUAGUAUGAAUGUGCAUUUAUCACACUAGAGCCAUGUCUUGAGGGACCCUCAAAUGUAAAUUGGAACCUGGAAAUCUGAAAGUCUGACAGUCAGAGGCAUUCAGGAGAAUUUGUCCUCUGGGUUUUUCUUUUUGUUGCAACCUUUUAGCAAAACAGAUGUUAGGUUUUAACACUAGCUACGUUCUAGUGGUCUAGUGGUUCUGUUUCCAAUACGUUUUAUGUAUUCCGUCUAAUCAGCCAAGGAAAUACAUUUCAGAUUUCCAGGUGACAAAAGCAUUCAGAUUUAACCACUCGCAUCUUUUUAUUUGGGCAAAUCUUAAUAAAAUUCAUCUGAAAUUGUUAAACAUUCAUACAUGUACAUUGUCCUUUUUUAAAAGACAAAAUGUGUUUAAUCUGGGGCAUCAUUAG
Molecule: messenger RNA, 2597 nt
Organism: Pungitius pungitius (ninespine stickleback)
Lineage: Eukaryota; Metazoa; Chordata; Actinopteri; Perciformes; Gasterosteidae
Gene: depdc7a
Product: DEP domain containing 7, paralog a
Exons: 10
Coding region: 183-1880 (565 amino acids)
Biological process (GO): intracellular signal transduction
Source: RefSeq, a predicted model, not a curated record